Chenopodium quinoa (quinoa) is the source of this 1974-nucleotide messenger RNA. Its product is annotated as putative disease resistance protein RGA1. The record is from RefSeq and is a predicted model, not a curated record. NCBI's taxonomy places the organism in Eukaryota, Viridiplantae, Streptophyta, Magnoliopsida, Caryophyllales, Amaranthaceae. Gene Ontology annotation, molecular function: ADP binding. The transcript has a single exon. Bases 1 to 1974 code for a protein of 657 amino acids. Gene Ontology annotation, biological process: defense response to other organism.
AUGGCCGAACUCGGAAUCGUCCUUGCUGAAAGGCUCAUUAAAGUUACCGGGUCUGCAAUCAUCGAAGAGAUUUGUGACAUGUGGGGUUACAAAUCUCAACUCCAAGACCUCAUCAAAACCGUCUCUACCAUCAAGAACGUCCUCCUUGAUGCCGACUCCAAGCGGAAGCUCCCCUACGAAACACGAGGCUAUAUCGAGGAUCUCAAGGCUGCUAUUUAUGAUGCUGAUGAUCUGUUCGAUGAGUUUUUCAUCCUUGCUGAGCUCAAGUUGCUUGAUGGCAACAAGGAUGAUAAAUUCCUUAAAAAGGUACGCCGCUUUUUUUCUGGUAAGGAGGUAAGUCAAGCUUAUAGAAUGUCUAGUCAGGUUAAGAAAAUUAAAUUGCAGUUGGAUAGUAUUGUUAGUAACCAUCACAAAUUUGGGCUUAGUGUUGACUAUAAGCCUAUUUGUAGAAGAAGGGAGGAAACUUGCUCCUAUGUGGAUGCAGGGGAUAUCAUUGGGAGAGAGGAUGAUAAAAAGGCUGUCAUUGACAUGUUGUUAGGUCCCAAUGAUGUUCAGGAAAGUUUUCGCUUUGUGACUAUUGUGGGAGUUGGAGGGUUGGGUAAAACUGCUCUUGCCCAACUUGUGUGUAACGAUAAUGAAGUUGAAGCAGAGUUUCCGGAUCCCAAGUUAAGGUUGUGGGUUUGUGUCUCUGAUCAAGAUGGGGAGCAGUUUGAUGUCAAAGUGAUUCUUUGUAAAAUUCUAGAAUUACUUUCUGGUAAAAGGCCUGACGAUACCUCCUCAAUGGAGUUGGUGCAAAAGCAAUUUCAAGAACAAUUAAGAGGAAAGAAGUACUUGCUUGUUCUUGAUGAUGUAUGGAAUGAAGAUUGUGAGAAAUGGCGUAAUCUUUGCAGGUUCUUAACGCUAGGUCAAGAGGGUAGUCGGAUUGUGGUGACUACACGUUCGGAGAUGACUGCAAAGAUUAUUGGAGAAAAACAUACGCACAAGCUACAAGGUUUAUCUGAAGAGAAUUCGUGGCUCUUGUUCGAGUCUAUAGCAUUUGAUAAAGGGGAACACGAGCACGCAAGUCAUCUUGAAUUAGUUGAAAUCGGGAAGAAGAUUGUUAAAAAAUGCUACAACAUCCCACUUGCUAUAAAGGCGGUAGGAAGCCUUCUAUUUGGGCAGCCUGUAAAUAAGUGGCAGACAUUUUACCACAGCGGGUUUGUUGGAAUUGGAAAAGGUGAUAAUGAAAUUAUGUCUAUACUAAAGCUUAGCUACUACAACCUUAAACCCUCUUUGAAGAAUUGUUUUAGCUAUUGUGCACUAUUUCCCAAAGAUUUUAUGCUCAGUAGGAAGGAGUUGAUUAGCCUUUGGAUGGCACAAGGAUAUAUUGUGUCUCUAGACAGAGAUCAAAGCAUAGAAGAUGCGGCAGCAGAGCAUUUUCUAAUUUUGGUACGGAGAUGUUUCUUUCAAGAUGUAAAGAAGGAUAGAUAUGGUGAAAUUGGGUCCGUGAAAAUCCAUGACUUGAUGCAUGAUGUUGCUCUAGAAGUAGCGAGGGAGGAAUUAGGUGUAGUAAGCUAUAAUACAGCCAAAUUGGGAGAUAAAAUUCGUCAUGUGUAUUUUGGUCGUGGUGCCUUUUCACAAAAUUACUCAUUGAAGACUAACAUACGUUCGUUUAUAUCAAGGGGUAAAUUAGGUUAUCCGGUGAAUGCACAGAUUGACAGUUGGAUGUGUGUAAGGGUGUUGGUUUUGCGGGGUGCAGGUAUAGUACAGUUUCCUGAUUCAAUUGGUAAGCUACUGCAUUUAAGGUGUCUUGACCUUUCUUUUAAUUAUAAUUUAGAGGGACUAUCUGAUUCUAUUAGUAGACUACAUAACUUGCAUACAUUAGAUUUAAAUCAUUGCGGUGGAAAAUUGAGGGAGUUGCCAAAAAAUUUUAAGGAAUUGAUAAAUCUUAGGCAUUUGGAUUUAAAUACUUGUAAAAAGUUAACUCAUGGAUAA